UCUGUGUUCAAUGUUCUCCUCCUCAGGCUCUGGGUCUGCCCAUCACUGAUGCUCAGAUUGCAGAGAUGGAGAGCCAUGCAGAGGACAUUGACUUUGCCAUGGCGGCUGAAGAAGAGCGAAAGCUGAGGCACGAUGUCAUGGCGCACGUCCACACCUUUGCACACUGCUGCCCCACAGCUGCUCCCAUCAUCCACCUCGGAGCUACGUCAUGCUAUGUGGGAGACAAUACUGAUCUCAUUGCAUUGCGUGAUGGCUUCAACAUCCUCUUGCCUAAGCUGGCCAGAGUCAUCGACCGGCUGGCAAACUUUGCAGAGGAAUACGCCGACCUCCCCACGCUCGGCUUUACACACUUCCAGCCUGCCCAGUUGACCACAGUGGGGAAGCGAGCGUGUCUGUGGCUGCAGGAUUUGGUGAUGGAUGUGAGGAACCUGGAGCGAGCCCGCGAUGAUCUUCGUUCCCGUGGAGUCAAGGGGACCACAGGCACCCAGGCCAGCUUCCUGCAGCUCUUUAAAGGGGACCAUGACAAGGUGGAAGAGCUUGACAAGAUGGUGACAGAGAUGGCUGGCUUUAAGAGAGCCUACCUGUCUGUGCACAAGAUCUGCACAGACAUCUGCCUGCUGGCCAACCUAAAAGAGAUCGAGGAACCUUUUGAGAAGGAGCAGAUUGGUUCCAGUGCUAUGCCCUACAAGAGGAACCCCAUGCGUGCAGAACGCUGCUGUAGCUUGGCCCGACAUCUGAUUGCGUUGAUGGCCGACCCCCUGCAGACUGCCUCAGUCCAGUGGCUGGAGAGGACACUGGAUGACAGCGCCAACAGGAGGAUCUCCCUGCCCGAGUCCUUCCUGACAGCAGACAUCAUCCUCAGCACGCUGCAGAACAUCACAGAGGGUCUUGUGGUCUACCCCAAAGUCAUUGAGAGACACAUCCGCAAUGAGCUGCCCUUCAUGGCCACAGAGAACAUUAUUAUGGCGAUAGUGAAGGCAGGAGGCAACAGACAGGAGUGCCACGAGAAAAUCCGUGUUCUCUCCCAAGAGGCAGCAGCUGUGGUUAAACUGGAAGGUGGAGACAAUGACCUGCUGGCCAGAAUCCAGCGAGACCCCUACUUUGCACCCAUUCUAGGGCAGCUGGAUGCUUUGCUGGACCCCAAGACCUUUAUUGGGCGUGCUCCACAGCAGGUGUCAAAGUUCCUGGCUGAAGAAGUACGCCCCCUACUGGAGCCAUACAAGUCUAAUAUGAACGUCAAGGUUGACCUUGUGGUUUCAACAGUGACGGGCAAAUGA
Maylandia zebra (zebra mbuna) is the source of this 1277-nucleotide messenger RNA. The record is from RefSeq and is a predicted model, not a curated record. Lineage: Eukaryota; Metazoa; Chordata; Actinopteri; Cichliformes; Cichlidae.